AAUGGCUCAGGACACUACAGUGCCCAAACUGAACUUUGAGUAUUGGUUGGAUAAAGCUAUUGAAUGGGGUCAAGCCACUACUUUGGAAUCCCAGAAAGAUGUGUGCCUUCACUUGCCCCAACUCCAGGAAUUUCUACAUCAGCUUUAUGAAACAAUAAAACAUUUGCAGGGUCCCACUGUAGCAAUCCAGCAGUUCCCUUUAAUUGGACAGCUUCUAGGAAGGCUCUGUUGGAAUCCUUUUGUUAUAGGAUAUGAUGAAAGCCAGAAGACUCUGAUGUGGUGCUUAUGCUGUCUGUACAGCAGUGAACCACAGAAUGCUGUGGAACUGAAGGCCAACAGCUGGAUACGGAGUUUGCUGUGCCAUCUCCUUUCUUCCUCUAAGUGGGAAAGUAAUGAAGCGGAAACUAGUACAUUCAUAUCAGCUCUGGGCUACACGUCAGCAGAUUAUUAUAAUUACUUGGUUAAAAAUAUGGUUGUUUCAUUAGUAACAGAACUCAGAGAAAACCAGUUCAAUGGACUUAACAUUCAGGAGAGCAUUUCAGCCAGUCGUGUGAAUGCUGUUUCCAUUUUCUGUGUGCCUCUCAUUACUUUGCCUGAUCUAACUCCAUUGCUGGAAACUCUCCUUCUUUACCAUGGAGGGUCAUCAAAAGAAAUUCUCAGUUCAGAGUUUCUAGAGGCUGUGAAUGAGGCCUUUUUAAAGAAGAAGAUCUCCCUUCCUGAAUCAGCUGUCUUCAGCCUUUGGCUUCGUCACUUACCAAGCCUUGAAAAAGCUACCUUACAUCUUUUAGACCAGUUGUUUUCCAUUCAGUUGAAUUCACUGGAAGAAGUGGCUCGUGUCAUAAAAGACUCAUUGCUGCCGCAAGCAGCAAGCCAUCCUGCUAUUUUCAGAAUUGUAAAUGAAAUUUUCAAGAAUGUGCUGAUGGAAACUGAUGGAACUUCAGAAGUUAUGACAGUAAUACAGGUGUUUACACAGCUCUUCCUUCAGGCUCAUCAGAAUGAAAACAAACAGCAUAAAUUUCCACUGAAGGCCUACUUCCCAUAUCAUCACCAGCCUCUUGUUAGAGGUUUAGUCAGACGUCCUUUUGAACUCCCAACUACAUAUUGGUCUCAACAUGUGAAACACAUUUCGGAUAUGCUCAAAGCAUUAGUAGAAGAUACAAAUGCUAGUUCUCUCACUGACCUCUUUGAAAUCUGGUUUUUGGUUGCUUGUUUUGGAGAAUGGCUGGAUAUUGCAGCAGAACAAUUACUGAAGGCUGCUGUAGAACCAGAUCCUGUGCUGUGGCUGCUAGCAUUUUACUACUGUCCUAAAAAUGAAAAUCAACAAAGGACUCAAACAGUGGUAGAAGCUCAAGCAGUCUACAAUCAUCUAAUGAUGCUGUUCAACUGUGCAGACCUUUCUCUGAAAGACCUGGAGGCUGCUGUACACAGGGUAACGGGCAUAGAGCAGCGAUUCACAACACAUCUUCUGACCAACUUCUUGCUCUUUUCAGCUGGUGGACAUAAGAUUGCCCAGGAAUGUAUUUACCAUAUUACUGAGAUAACUGAUACAAGCAAAGAAGUUUAUAACCUUCUUAUCCGUACUGCAUACAGAUUUAACCAUAGUGGAGAAGAAAACCAAAGGACUGUGGAGCUGCUGAAUGAACUUCUUCAAAAACUUACAUUGAAAAUUUAGAAUUUUAAUGUGAUCUAUUUAUCAAACCAGCAAAUUAGGUCUUUACCCAGGUGUCAGACUUCCAUUAGCAUCUGGCACUGCAGGUUACCAAUGGCAGAAAGACACCUAUAUAAGCUAUAUCUGCUUAUUUAUAUUCCCUCAUCUAUACUGAAAAAUAAUCUGUUGUUUGGAAUUGUUAAUCUUUUGAAACAUAGUUGUAAAUAUUAAAGAUGCUUGAAAAUUU
This is a messenger RNA of Vidua macroura (Pin-tailed whydah), 1895 nucleotides long. It is a transcript of the gene FANCC, whose product is annotated as FA complementation group C. The transcript is spliced from 14 exons. The record is from RefSeq and is a predicted model, not a curated record. Gene Ontology annotation, cellular component: Fanconi anaemia nuclear complex. NCBI's taxonomy places the organism in Eukaryota, Metazoa, Chordata, Aves, Passeriformes, Viduidae. The coding region runs from base 2 to 1672 and encodes 556 amino acids. Gene Ontology annotation, biological process: interstrand cross-link repair; nucleotide-excision repair; cellular response to oxidative stress.